Penicillium taxi is the source of this 255-nucleotide messenger RNA. RefSeq lists its product as uncharacterized. The coding region runs from base 1 to 255 and encodes 84 amino acids. The transcript has a single exon. The record is from RefSeq and is a predicted model, not a curated record. NCBI's taxonomy places the organism in Eukaryota, Fungi, Ascomycota, Eurotiomycetes, Eurotiales, Aspergillaceae.
AUGGCAUUACUUGUCUCCUACGCUGACUCUUUCGAUCAGUUAGGGCCGCAAGGGAGCCACCGUGUCGAAGAUCUGACGCUGCAUGUCGCCACUAAAUCACUUAUGACUCAGGCACAAGCACUCCGUGCCCACAUAACCCGUAUCGUUCAAGCUGGCGUGUUGUUAGCGGCUUCCGAGUAUGCCCAUGGUCAUCCGGAGCAGGCUUUCGUGAUGAUUGGAAGCUAUGCGCUGAUGGCGCAUACAGCUCAGCCCUGA